AUGCAUACUGAGAAUGAUGCAGUGAGGGCAGCAGCAGAAGAAAGGCUUGAAGAUAUGGACUAUUUACUAUCUGAUAUUCUCAAACACGAUGGUGUGGAUCCAGAAAACGAAGGUGCGGAUCCGGAAAACGCUGAUGUGGACCCAGAAAACGAUGGUGUGGACACACAAAAGGCUGAUGUGGAUCCCGAAAACGAUAGUGUAGACCCAGAACACGAUUUUAUGCACCUUAAAAACUGA
Messenger RNA from Didymodactylos carnosus, 237 nucleotides. The record is from the annotation of a GenBank genome assembly. Lineage: Eukaryota; Metazoa; Rotifera; Eurotatoria; Philodinida; Philodinidae.